GACAUGACGCUGUCAUUAUCAAUGUUAAGAUGAGUAAGUCUCGAAAUAAUUUCGGCAUUCUGAAAAGAGAUGUUUAAUAGUUAAUGCACGCAAAUUCAUUCUUAAAACGCCAGUCACUCUCUCUCUCUAACCAUGAUUUAGAAAUGACUCAAGUUCCAAAUUUCUCGAGGAUAAAUAAUAAAAUUCUACAAUAUCAAUGAAAAGCAUAUUUAAAUUCAAUGUCUCACGUUUAUUCUCACGAGUUAUGGCUUAUCACGAGAAGCGACUUAGAAAAACUGUUAGAACUCGAAAGAGGAUUGCAAAAAAAGGCACCAAAAAACAAUGCUGCUUUACAUUCAGCGUUAUCUAUAUAUUUGAGAUAUCGUAAUAUCGUAAGAAAACUCCUCAUUUGUUAUGAUCAAAUGGUCCAGACACAGAAACGGGAAUUAAUUAAGAAGAUGUUAGAUUGUGCCAUCGGGCGUAUGCUAGAAUAUAAAAAGGAAAUUGUGACACUGGAUGGUACAGCUUAUCAAUGGCCUGACGAUAUUUUGAAUCAAAUGAAAUUCACGCCAGACGACAUCGAGCUAUUUGCAUCAGUGUCUGGUCGAGAACGUAUAGAGGAACGCAGAAAGUUUAUUGAAGAGUUGAUAGAGAGUGCUCACAAAGUACCACAGCCGACAGAACUCCGGCUCUCUGUUAUACAGAUUGAGCCCGAAGUGGAAGAUGAGACGUUGAAGAAACGCGCUCGACGAAAAGUGCGCAUCGCACCACCAACGCAAGUAGAGUUAAUCGAAUCGCCAUUGGAAAAAGCCGCCCGAGAAGCGAAACUUGCUGCUGAAGAAACUAUGCGUAACGCAAUAUUAUUGAUACAGAGUCAUGAGAGAGCCAGAAAGGGACGCGUCUACGGUGUAGAUGUGAAACGUAUAUUCGAUUACAACAGAAAAUUAAGAUUCGGAGAAAUAAUACCGAAAGAAAUAGAUUACGCUACAUACAUCAAAUCAGCAGUAACGAUACAACGUGCAUGGCGGCGUCAUGUCGCUAGAAAAGCUACGAAAAAACGAAUUGCACGUCUCGAAGAAGCUUUGGGUAUGACAAUACCAAGCUGGCAAUGCAACAAGACAAUCGCAGAGGACGAUGACAACUUUCAGCGACAACGUGCUCUGAUACCCGUGUUCGAUGUACGCAUGAAGAAGGCAAUGAGUGACGAACGUACAAAGCUCCUGAAAAUCAGAGGUCCGGGAUUAAUGGAGGAUAUCACUGACGAAAUUCAUGAAUGGUUCGUCAUUUGGUACAACGCAUUAGGAUUUUACGAUGUGUUUCCAGCUGCGAAUUUGGGUGGUAGUGUAUUGAUUAUAACUGGACAGACCUUGACGCCAGAGGAAUAUUUAAUAGAAAAAUUAAAAAAGGAGAAAAAAGCCAAGGAAAAAGAGAGAUCUCCCAAACCUGAAGUUAUCAAGGCCGAAGUUGUUCAUUGGAAAAUGCCGCAAACAAAGAAUUUGUCCUGCUUAGAGGAAGCAAACAACGAGUUCAUUCGAAAUUGGAGCUUUCGUGACGAAACAUAUUUGGAACAAGAAUAUUUGGAUUUAAUCACUGAGAAACUUUGUUAUGAGUUGCAGCUUGAAAUGAGGGAGAUAGUAGAUGAAUUGAUGAGGGCCGAACUGGAAUUACUAAAUAUGGCAUUGUUGAAGGAUCUUGGAAAAGAUAAACCCAAGAAGGCUAAAAAAAGGAUCAGAAUUAAAAAGAAGAAAGACAUUUUGGAGGAUGUGGCCAUCGAGGAUCUCUUUAGCGAGCUUCUACAAGCUGAAAUCAUUAGGAAUUACCAAACUAUUUUUUUACGCGAUUGGUUUGGUGAUCUAUCCUAUCAAAAUUACGAGGCACGUCGCGAGCUCCGGGAUCACAAGCAUCGACUCGGAGAAGUAAAGCAGCUCGUCUUAGAGUAUUGCAUAUUGCCUUUAAUUUCCAAGGAGACACAUCAACUUGCACCGCUCGUGCGUUCUGUGUGCAUCUAUGGAUUACCAGGAACCGGAAAGACCUCGCUUGCGAAUGCCAUCUGCUCAGAGAUCGGCGCAUUACUUUUCGACGUAUCAGCAUCUGUUUUAGCUAAUAAAUAUAUAGGCGAGGAAAAGAGACUCAUCAAUAUAAUUUCUAAAGUGGCUCGUUUUUAUGCACCUUCCAUCAUAUUUCUCGAUGCUGGCGAAAAACCAUGGCUGAAAAAAGUUCCACCAGAGGAAAAGUAUCUUCAACCCAAACGAUUCACCAAAUAUUUUAAUAAACUAAUGAAAGACAUUAAAAAAGGCGACCAGAUAUUAUUUCUCUCGCUGUCUGCAGAACCUCAUAAGGCGACAGCCGCUUUCAUCAGGUUCUACAAUAAAUUUAUAAGGGUACCCACUACCGAUUAUAACACACUUUAUAUGUUCUAUAAGAAUCUAUUAAUGAAAUAUCACGGCGUUGAUCGCAAUAUCGAUGUCUCCUGUUUGGCCAAAAUGUCUCUUGGGGUCCCUCUGGAUUUUAUCCGGAAAGCCGUAGAGAAGGUGCUGUCGCUACAUCGAAGACUUACUCUUAAAUCCAAUCCAUUAAAUCCGAUGGAAAUUAUGAAUGAGAUAUUAAUGUAUCAACAUCCUACGAAGAAGAUGGUGGAGAAUUUUGAUAAAUUUGAAAAAAGAAUCCUUGGCGGAAAAAGAUAGUUUCAUAAAAAGAAAAUUCGC
Molecule: messenger RNA, 2684 nt
Organism: Acromyrmex echinatior (Panamanian leafcutter ant)
Lineage: Eukaryota; Metazoa; Arthropoda; Insecta; Hymenoptera; Formicidae
Product: dynein regulatory complex subunit 11
Molecular function (GO): ATP binding; ATP hydrolysis activity; protein binding
Source: RefSeq, a predicted model, not a curated record